GCGUGGAACGCCACGUAAGCCCUCCAGGCUCCGGCGGCCAAGAGUGGGGGUAGAAGGCUCUGGAGCCCGCGGGGGUCGGGGGAGAGGCGACGGCGGCGCUCAGCGAUGACGCACCGUGGCGUGCGCGGUGACGGCAGUGGCCGCGGCGCAGGGGCGGGGCGAAGGCUGCGGCGGCGUCGGGCACGCGCACACGUUGCAUUCUCUUGCUUCGAGCCGGUGCUGCGUGGUGCGGGCGCCCGCCAGGCAGACUGACAAACCAGCCGACUGGUGGCGAUGGCGACGCUCUGUCUGACUGUGAAUUCGGGAGACCCUCCUCUGGGAGCUUUGCUGGCAGUAGAACAUGUGAAAAACGAUGUCAGCAUUUCCAUUGAAGAAGGGAAAGAGAAUAUUCUUCGCAUUUCUGAAAAUGUGGUAUUCACAGAUGUGAAUUCCAUACUUCGCUACUUGGCCAGAGUUGCAACUACAGCUGGGCUCUAUGGCUCUAACCUGAUGGAACAUACUGAGAUUGAUCACUGGUUGGAGUUUAGUGCUACAAAAUUGUCUUCAUGUAAUUUGUUUACUUCUGCAAUCAGUGAGCUCAACCAUUGCCUGUCUCUGAGAACAUACUUAGUUGGAAACUCCUUGAGCUUAGCAGAUUUAUGUGUUUGGGCCACUCUGAAAGGAAAUGCUGAAUGGCAGGAACAGUUGAAACAGAACAAAGCUCUAGUUCAUGUGAAACGCUGGUUUGGCUUUCUUGAAGCGCAGCAGGCCUUCCGGUCAGUAGGUACUAAGUGGGAUGUUUCACCAACCAAAGCUAGAGUGGCACCUGAGAAAAAGCAAGAUCUUGGGAAAUUUGUUGAGCUUCCAGGUGCAGAGAUGGGAAAGGUUACUGUCAGAUUUCCUCCAGAGGCUAGUGGUUACUUACACAUUGGGCAUGCAAAAGCUGCUCUUCUGAACCAGCACUACCAGGUUAACUUUAAAGGGAAACUGAUCAUGAGAUUUGAUGACACAAAUCCUGAAAAAGAAAAGGAAGAUUUUGAGAAGGUUAUCUUGGAAGAUGUUGCAAUGUUGCAUAUCAACCCGGAUCAAUUUACUUACACCUCGGAUCAUUUUGAAACUAUAAUGAAGUAUGCAGAGAAGCUAAUUCAAGAAGGGAAGGCUUAUGUGGAUGAUACUCCUGCUGAGCAGAUGAAGGCAGAACGUGAGCAGAGGAUAGAAUCCAAACAUAGAAAAAAUUCUAUUGAGAAGAAUCUACAAAUGUGGGAAGAAAUGAAAAAAGGGAGCCAGUUUGGUCAGUCUUGUUGUUUGCGAGCAAAAAUUGACAUGAGUAGUAAUAAUGGGUGCAUGAGGGACCCAACCCUUUAUCGCUGCAAAAUUCAACCACACCCAAGAACUGGAAAUAAAUACAAUGUUUAUCCAACAUACGAUUUCGCAUGCCCCAUAGUUGACAGCAUCGAAGGUAUUACACAUGCCCUGAGAACAACAGAAUACCAUGACAGAGAUGAACAGUUUUAUUGGAUUAUUGAAGCUUUAGGCAUAAGAAAACCAUAUAUUUGGGAAUAUAGCCGGCUAAAUCUCAACAACACAGUGCUGUCCAAAAGAAAACUCACAUGGUUUGUCAACGAAGGACUAGUAGAUGGAUGGUAUCUCGGUUCCCAUAAGGCCAAAACACCCAUGACUCGAAAUCAAUAUGUAGAUGGUCUCUGCCUUGGUAGUGAGGACCCACUUUGUGAAGCAGUUGCCCACAGGAUUCAGCGCCUAGAAAAAGUUAUUGACCCGGUGGCUCCACGAUACGUUGCAUUACUGAAGAAAGAAGUGAUCCCAGUGAAUGUCCCUGAAGCUCAGGAGGAGAUGAAAGAAGUCGCCAAACACCCAAAGGUUACCCUGAAGUUUCAUCAAUCAGAUGGAAAAAUUGUAUCUCUUGAUGCAAAACUGAAUUUGGAGAACAAAGACUACAAGAAAACCACUAAGAUCACUUGGCUUGCAGAGACUACACAUGCUCUUCCUAUUCCAGCAAUCUGUGUCACGUAUGAGCACUUGAUCACAAAGCCAGUGCUAGGAAAAGAUGAGGACUUUAAGCAGUAUGUCAACAAGAACAGUAAGCACGAAGAACUAAUGCUUGGGGAUCCCUGCCUUAAGGAUUUGAAAAAAGGAGACAUUAUACAACUCCAGAGAAGAGGAUUCUUCAUAUGUGAUCAACCUUAUGAACCUGUUAGUGGGUCUCUCGGAGAAGCACUCCCUGUGGCCAUUAAGGUUUGGAAUGAGUCAGGAAUCCGCCUAGGAGGCAGGGUCAGGAGGGACAUUAGAUGGAAGCACAGCUCCUGUCGUCAUCACACAGGUGUGGAUUUGAGAGGUGGUGAUGUGUCUAGAGAAACAUCUGCUCCUUUUAAGGAAAGUCCAGCACCUUCCGUGAAUAAUACUUGUGCUACAUCUGAAGAUUCCUUGGCCCUUUACAAUAGAGUGGCUGUUCAAGGAGAUGUGGUUCGUGAAUUAAAAGCCAAGAAAGCAGCAAAGGAAGACAUAGAUGCAGCUGUAAAACAGCUUUUGUCUUUGAAAGCUGAAUAUAAGGAGAAAACUGGCCAGGAAUAUAAACCUGGAAAUCCUCCUACUGCAGUAAUACAGAAUAUUUCUUCUACAUCAUCAGCAAGUAUUGUGGAACAUAAAUCUCUGUAUGAUGAAGUUGCUGCACAAGGGGAGGUGGUUCGUAAGCUAAAAGCUGAAAAAGCUUCUAAGGCUAAAAUAAAUGAAGCUGUAGAAUGCUUACUGUCCCUGAAAGCUCAGUAUAAAGAAAAAACUGGGAAGGAGUACAUACCUGGUCAGCCUCCAUUAUCUCAAAGUUCAGAUUCAAGUCCAACCAGAAACUCUGAGCCUGCUGAUCCAGAAACAUCAGAAGCCAAAGUACUUUUUGACAAGGUAGCUUCUCAAGGAGAAGUAGUUCGGAAACUUAAAGCUGAAAAAGCCUCUAAGGAUCAAGUAGAUACAGCUGUACAAGAUCUCCUUCGGCUGAAGGCACAGUACAAGUCUCUGACAGGAGUAGAAUAUAAGCCUGUGUCUGCCACUGGAGCUGAGGACAAGGAUAAGAAGAAGAAAGAAAAAGAAAAUAAAUCUGAAAAGCAGAAUAAGCCUCAGAAACAAAAUGAUGGCCAAAAGAAAGACUCUUCUAAAAACCAAGGAAGUGGGCUGCCUUCAUCAGGUGGGGCAGGAGAAGGGCAAGGGCCUAAGAAACAGACCAGGUUGGGUCUUGAGGCAAAAAAAGAAGAAAAUUUUGCUGAUUGGUACUCUCAAGUCAUCACAAAGUCAGAAAUGAUUGAAUACCACGACGUAAGUGGCUGCUACGUUCUUCGUCCCUGGGCCUAUUCCAUUUGGGAAUCCAUCAAGGACUUUUUUGAUGCUGAGAUCAAGAAACUUGGUGUUGAAAACUGCUAUUUCCCCAUGUUUGUGUCUCAAGGUGCAUUAGAGAAAGAGAAGAAUCAUAUUGCUGACUUUGCCCCUGAGGUUGCUUGGGUUACAAGAUCGGGCAAAACAGAGUUGGCAGAACCAAUUGCCAUUCGUCCUACUAGUGAAACAGGUGAGAAUGGGCCUUGGAGUCGUUGGGAGUUCAAGCACCCUCAGCCUUUCCUGCGUACUCGUGAAUUCCUUUGGCAGGAAGGGCACAGUGUUUUCGCUACUGUUGAAGAAGCAACAGAAGAGGUCUUGCAGAUACUUGACUUAUAUGCUCGAAUAUAUGAAGAACUCCUGGCAGUUCCUGUUGUGAAAGGAAGAAAAACUGAAAAAGAGAAAUUUGCAGGAGGAGACUAUACAACUACAAUAGAAGCAUUUAUAUCUGCUAGUGGAAGAGCUAUUCAGGGAGGAACAUCACAUCAUUUAGGGCAGAAUUUUUCCAAAAUGUUUGAAAUCGUUUUUGAAGAUCCAAAGACACCAGGAGAGAAACAAUUUGCCUAUCAAAACUCCUGGGGCCUGACAACUCGAACUAUUGGUGUUAUGACCAUGGUUCAUGGGGACAACAUGGGAUUAGUGUUACCACCCCGUGUAGCCUGUGUUCAGGUGGUGGUUAUUCCUUGCGGCAUUACAAAUGCACUUUCUGAGGAAGACAAAGAAGCGCUGGUUGCAAAAUGCAAUGAUUAUCGAAGGCGGCUGCUCAAUGUUAACAUUCGAGUUAGAGUCGAUUUGCGAGAGAACUAUUCUCCGGGUUGGAAAUUCAAUCACUGGGAGCUCAAGGGUGUUCCAAUUAGACUUGAAGUUGGGCCACGUGAUAUGAAGAGCUGUCAGUUUGUAGCUGUCAGGCGAGAUACUGGAGAAAAGCUGACAGUUGCUGAAAGUGAGGCUGAGACUAAACUUCAGGCAAUUUUGGAAGACAUCCAUGUUACCCUUUUCACAAGGGCUUCUGAAGACCUGAAGACUCAUAUGGCUGUGGCUAAUACAAUGGAAGACUUUCAGAAGAUACUAGAUUCUGGAAAGAUUGCUCAGAUUCCAUUCUGUGGGGAAAUUGACUGUGAAGACUGGAUCAAAAAGACCACUGCCAGGGAUCAAGAUCUUGAACCUGGUGCUCCGUCCAUGGGCGCUAAAAGCCUUUGCACCCCCUUCAAACCACUCUGUGAACUGCAGCCUGGAGCCAAAUGCAUCUGUGGCAAGAAGCCUGCCAAGUACUACACCCUAUUUGGUCGUAGUUACUAAAGGAUAAAACAAAACCCCCUCUCCAGUUCUCCUGACUUUUUAAAAAAACUGAUAUUAAUAUCUUCUCAGAUACAGUUUUAUGAUUUUUUUUAAAUAAAAGCUCUAAAAGGAAGUCACAUGACACAAUUAUUCUUAUGCCCAAAUUAACUGUGGAAAAGGCUUUUCUGUAAACAACCCCAGUAAUAAAUAUCAUACACUAA
Molecule: messenger RNA, 4853 nt
Organism: Propithecus coquereli (Coquerel's sifaka)
Lineage: Eukaryota; Metazoa; Chordata; Mammalia; Primates; Indriidae
Gene: EPRS1
Product: glutamyl-prolyl-tRNA synthetase
Exons: 30
Coding region: 274-4653 (1459 amino acids)
Biological process (GO): translation; prolyl-tRNA aminoacylation
Cellular component (GO): aminoacyl-tRNA synthetase multienzyme complex; cytoplasm
Molecular function (GO): ATP binding; proline-tRNA ligase activity
Source: RefSeq, a predicted model, not a curated record